Messenger RNA from Suillus bovinus, 692 nucleotides. RefSeq lists its product as uncharacterized. Lineage: Eukaryota; Fungi; Basidiomycota; Agaricomycetes; Boletales; Suillaceae. The coding region runs from base 52 to 282 and encodes 76 amino acids. The record is from RefSeq and is a predicted model, not a curated record. The transcript has 3 exons.
AUUUGCUUCUCGCCCAGCUCCACCCAUGCGCUGCGCAAAACUUCUGAUUUGAUGGAAGGCGCAUUCCAUGACGACCGCAGUUCGACCCACUUUUUCCUGGAUCGUAGCAGUGGAUGGAUGGUAGGGCCCAAUCGUCGGCUGUUAUUCUGGGUACCACCCACUUCUCGAGAGUCAUUUUAUAGCCCUCGAACCACAUUAGUGAUACCAAGAGGAGGUCCUGAGCUUGAUAUGAGCCGCAUGGCACACGGACAACACUGGCAAAAGUGCCGAGAGGGACCUUGAUACCGACGAUGACCACAGCAUUGGAUCCAUUUUGGAGAUUGCAGAUACAAUUUAUAUGUGACCGAGUGUACACUGGAUCGUACUUCGUAUUUCAUUCCAUACCCAGCAUCUCACUUGUUGCGCCUUUUGCGGAGAGCGGGAGAAUUCUUCUAUUUAGCUGCGGACAUCUGGAGCGGCCAUUCACGUAAACGAUAUAUAGCCCAAGAUUUACUGUUUCGAUCGAUUGAAGGAAAUAUAUAGGAAACGCACAAAUCCAUAUCCAGUCAAUCUGCAAGACCUGAGCUUAGCUAGGGACGCAUCAUGUCAUACCCAGGGGUGGCAAAGGAGAGGAAAUAAACUCAUGAUCCCCAAGGUGCACAACACCGAUAAAAUGACCUAGAAAACAUCAUUCUGCAGCAUUUGAGCGCUUA